This is a messenger RNA of Hymenoscyphus albidus, 1551 nucleotides long. NCBI's taxonomy places the organism in Eukaryota, Fungi, Ascomycota, Leotiomycetes, Helotiales, Helotiaceae. The record is from the annotation of a GenBank genome assembly.
GCAAUCCCUCGCCUAUCGCGAACCCAACUUCCUUCGCGCACACUCAAAUUUCGAUCUCGAACUUUUUGACAACUUCCGUUCGACAACACCACAACGUCAAGUCGCAAAGAUGGCACCUUCUCAACUCCCCCCAAUUUUCAAUGCCACCUCUCAAGACAUUGAGAUGCUCUUGAGCGCCCAGAGUCACUUGGGGUAGGAGCUUCUUUUUCUGGCUGGGACGAAUUGUGCUAACGUCUGAUAUUUCACAGAUCCAAGAACUUGCAAGUUCACAUGGAGCCAUAUCUCUGGAAGACUCGCCCUGACGGAAUCAACAUCAUUAACGUUGGCAAGACUUGGGAGAAGAUUGUCCUCGCCGCCCGUAUCAUCGCAGCUGUGAGUUCUCCAAUAUUCAAUUGUAGCAAUUGAGAAAUCUCCGGGGGGAAUAUAUAUUGAUACCCUACAGAUUGACAACCCAGCCGAUAUCUGUGUUAUCUCCGCUCGUCCAUACGGUCAACGUGCUGUCUUGAAGUUCGCCGCUCACACCGGUGCCGUCGCCAUUGCUGGUCGAUUUACCCCUGGUAACUUCACUAACUACAUCACCCGAUCCUUCAAGGAGCCUCGCCUCAUCAUUGUCACCGACCCCCGCACUGAUGCCCAAGCUAUCAAGGAGGCUUCAUACGUCAACAUUCCAGUCAUCGCUCUCUGCGACACCGACUCCCCAACCGAGUUCGUCGAUGUAGCCAUCCCAGCCAACAACAAGGGUCGUCACUCCAUUGGUUUGGUUUGGUGGAUGUUGGCCCGUGAGGUCCUCCGUCUCCGUGGAUCCAUUGCCAACCGUGAGACUGAGUGGGAUGUCAUGGUUGAUUUGUACUUCUACCGUGACCCAGAGGCUGAGGAGAACAAGGAGGCUAUCGAGGACAAGAUCCCAGGUUCUGAGGAGGCUGUUGCCCCAGCUGAUGGUGGUUUCGGAGCUGCUGGCGGUGAUUGGGAGGUUUCUGGCGCCAACACUGGCUUUGCUGGUGCUACUGCUGAGGCUCCUGCCGCCGCCGCUGCUGGUGGAUGGGAUGCUGCUGGGUGAGUCAUUUUUGGCGUCCAUUUUUAUCUUACAGUUGCUAACAUGAUUUCAGAAAUGAUGAGUGGGCUGCUGCUCCUGCUGCUGGUGGUGAGUGGGGUGCCGCUGAUCCAAAGACCGAGCAAUGGUAAACAACCAAAAUCAAACAAAAAGCAAUAAAUCUUCGCAUAUCUGUUCCGCAUCCAAGGUCAAAUUGAUAGUGCUCAUGAGGGAAAGAUACCUUACAUUUGUUCAUUCUUUACAACUGUAAGGGGAAAGCCCUGUACUGUCAAGGCGAAGCGAGUUUUCUUGAUCGUACUCCACCUUGUGCCGUUUCAGAUUUUAGUGAUGUUUCACAAAGAAUAAAAAACUUUGCAAAAAAACACACACAUUUUGAACCAUUAGGUUGUAUGUGAUCAUCUUGGCUUCUAUUCUGUGCCCUGUGUGUCUCUAUACUUGAACCUCCUAAAAUUGUGAAAUGCCUCCCAAUCUAUCCCAUGAAAUUGCGACUGUUCAAAGCG